AAUACUACAUUUCCCAUGAACACCCGCUGGAUUGAAACUACACAGGACAACAUGGCGAAGAUCGCAGCCUUCCUGAAGAAUGCCUGGAAUAAGGAGCCUGUUCUCGUGACGGCCAUUGCGAUUGGACUGUCGGCUAUUACUCUUCCGUUCAUCAGCCCCUACACAGCAUACGCAGGAAUGAUCAACUCGGCUGUACCGUACAGCUACCCAGUCCCUGUGCGAGAUGAUGGAAACAUGCCUGAUAUCCCUGCUCAUCCAAGUGAACCAAAAGGAAAAAACUUGGAUUGGCUUAAAAACUUGUAACUUCAUGUUUGCAUGAUUGACACUUGCGCCAUUCCUCUUGUUCACGUGUCUGCAAAGUUGCUCUACCUAUUGCUGUCCCACAAUAAAGAUUUAUUUAAUUCUA
Molecule: messenger RNA, 406 nt
Organism: Pseudoliparis swirei
Lineage: Eukaryota; Metazoa; Chordata; Actinopteri; Perciformes; Liparidae
Gene: ndufa3
Product: NADH:ubiquinone oxidoreductase subunit A3
Exons: 4
Coding region: 16-303 (95 amino acids)
Cellular component (GO): mitochondrial inner membrane
Source: RefSeq, a predicted model, not a curated record